Molecule: messenger RNA, 713 nt
Organism: Rotaria sp. Silwood2
Lineage: Eukaryota; Metazoa; Rotifera; Eurotatoria; Philodinida; Philodinidae
Source: the annotation of a GenBank genome assembly
CGAAUAUAGAAUAUUUGAUGAUUACUUUUGAACAUGUCGUUAUCUCACUUGUAUAUCGAUAUUUUUUUUGACAGAUGUUAGAUUUUAUUUAAGUUACUCCAGUUUAUAUACCAAAAUUCACGUCAGCUUCUCAUUGAGUAAGUGAAACUACAUUAAAUAGAGUUCUAUGGAGUAGUUCAAUAGACAUCUUCAACUGAUCUUUACUACACAUCAAUGAAACUAUUCAUUCUAACUAUGUAACAGCUAGAUGUUGAAAUUCUCAACAAAAGAUAAAUCUUAGCAUAUUAUGAUGCUUUGCGUUGGUUUCACAUGUGAUUUUCUAUAUUUGAGCUUAGUAUGAGGGUGUGAGUGUGCGUCUCCGGUUGUUUAAAACCCACACCCACACACCCACACCCUAUAAAGUUAAAGUUUUGCCAGGUGGUCUUAGUAAAAAAGGCAAAAAUAUGAAACUUAAAUUUUACUUUUAUUCCUAUUAAACAAAAUUUUAUUUAGAUGUUCAAGCUGCUUUAAAGUUCUUUGUAAUGGAUCGAAUAGCAACUCAAUUAGAAAAAGAUCUUAUUAAAACAGUGAAAGAUCAAGAAGUAACAUACAGUUUACCUAGUGCCAAAGUUAAAUGUGUUCUUUCUUCUUAUAUUAAACUUAAAAAAUAUUCAAAUUUUUAUCUUUAUUUAUUUUUAUUUGAAGGAAAAAUAAUAGAAGAAAAAAACACGUAA